Messenger RNA from Acomys russatus (golden spiny mouse), 1038 nucleotides. It is a transcript of the gene Ccdc32, whose product is annotated as coiled-coil domain containing 32. The coding region runs from base 139 to 681 and encodes 180 amino acids. The record is from RefSeq and is a predicted model, not a curated record. Gene Ontology annotation, biological process: cilium organization. The transcript is spliced from 4 exons. NCBI's taxonomy places the organism in Eukaryota, Metazoa, Chordata, Mammalia, Rodentia, Muridae.
GAAUUCCAGAAAGUCAGAUAUCAAUUGGAGAGCUCCUCCGUCACUCAGAGACUCCGCCCCUCCCUGCUGCUUCCUGACUCCCCGAGACGAACCUGAGCCGGGUGUUUGGAGACUGCUGAGCAGGUGAUUGCGCUCCAAAUGAAAAUGUUUGAGAGCCUUGAUUCUUCAGCGACAAAAUCCGGCCGGGAUCUCUGGGCUGAAAUCUGUUCUUGUCUGCCAAGGCCUGCACAAGAAGAUGUUGCCAACAAUGCCUUCUCAGACUCCUUUCUGGAUUCACAUCCUGUAGGUGAAGGCCACACAGCAGCAACAGACUCUGUUGUCCAACCGUCCCCAAAGCCCUGGGCUCCUUUGCAUGAUUCAGAAGUGUAUCUAGCAUCUCUUGAGAAGAAACUGAGAAGAAUCAAAGGUUUAAAUGAGGAAGUGACUUCCAAGGACAUGCUUCGUACCCUGGCCCAAGCUAAGAAGGAAUGCUGGGAUCGAUUCCUCCAGGAGAAGCUAGCCUCAGAGUUUUUUGUAGAUGGACUUGAUUCCGAUGAGAGCACCUUGGAACAUUUCAGACGGUGGCUCCAGCCGGAUAAAGUUGCCAUCAGCACAGAGGAGGUCCAGUUUCUCAUCCCUCCAGAGUCGCAAGCUGAGAAGCCAGAGGCCAGGGACGAGCCAGCCGCGGCAGCAGAACAAUAAAUUACACACACAUCCACCAAGCAGCUGUCUGGGGCCCAGGGGGAACGGUGGAGAGCUUGACAGCACGGCAGCAAGGAGAAAUCCAGGCAGAGGGAAAAGCCCAGCCUUCCACUCCACAAAGCAAACAGCUGCUGGCCCCUGGGGACUUGCUUCAAGCUGGCAUGUGUGACUGUCUUGGAUGAAGUGGCUGACCCAGUGUGUGCUGGAUCAAAACACUGCUUUCCUUCGUGUCUCACAGCCUGACCGAGCUCUGUUGCUGCAGGUUAGAGGUCUGUAAGGAUCCAGUGAAGAACAGGGUGUGAAAGUGCUUGGAGACAUUGGAACCCUUGUAUAUGAUGUACCAGUUAAGUGAGCCCC